Molecule: messenger RNA, 1612 nt
Organism: Telopea speciosissima
Lineage: Eukaryota; Viridiplantae; Streptophyta; Magnoliopsida; Proteales; Proteaceae
Product: polyol transporter 5-like
Exons: 2
Coding region: 14-1612 (532 amino acids)
Biological process (GO): transmembrane transport
Cellular component (GO): membrane
Molecular function (GO): carbohydrate transmembrane transporter activity
Source: RefSeq, a predicted model, not a curated record
CUUGAACACAAAAAUGGGAGAACCAAAAGGUAGUCAAAAUGCAACUUAUGAAGCACCGGAAAAUCAAGUACCGGCGAUUCAGUCGCCGAAAAAACGUCGUUCAAACAAAUAUGCUAUGUACUGUGCGACCUUAGCUUCUAUGUCUUCAAUUUUAUUGGGUUAUGAUUAUGGAGUGAUGACUGGAGCAGCAAUAUCCAUCAAAGAAGAUCUCCAUAUAAAUGACACUCAAGUAGAAAUCCUAGUUGGAACCCUGGGAUUCUACUCUCUUAUUGGUUCAGCAGCAGCUGGAAGAACUUCUGAUUGGAUCGGACGUCGCUACACAAUAGUCUUCGCCGCUGUAAUUUUCUUCAUAGGAGCUCUAAUGAUGGGUCUCGCCGUAAAUUAUGCUUUUCUCAUGGCAGGCCGUUUCGUUGCCGGUAUCGGCGUUGGCUACGCUCUCAUGAUCGCUCCUGUCUACACCGCUGAGGUGUCACCCGCUUCGUCUCGUGGCUUCUUAACAUCCUUCCCUGAAGUCUUCAUCAACUUUGGAAUCUUGCUGGGAUACGUCUCCAGCUACGCCUUUUCUAGAAUUCCACUCUAUUUGAGCUGGCGUCUCAUGCUCGGAAUCGGAGUGAUUCCGUCGGUGUUAUUGGGGGUUUGUGUACUCGCCAUGCCCGAGUCACCACGUUGGCUUGUUAUGCAGGGUCGACUCGGCGAUGCCAAACGGGUUCUUGACAAGACCUCCGAUUCCAAAGAGGAAGCUCAGCUGCGACUCGCCGAUAUUAAGGAGGCAGCACGGAUUCCGCCGGAAUGCAACGAUGAGAUCGUGACUGUAUCAAAACAGAGCCACGGCGAAGGUGUAUGGAGAGAGCUUCUCCUCCGUCCUACACCGUCCGUACGACGUGUCCUAAUCGCCGGUGUUGGUAUUCAUUUCUUCCAAGCAGCUACAGGAAUGAGUACCGUGGUGUUGUACAGUCCACGGAUCUUCGAGAAAGCUGGGAUCACCAGUGAUAACAAGAAGCUCGCAGCAACCGUGGCCGUUGGAUUUGUUAAGACGAUCUUCAUCUUAGUGGCUACUUUCUUCUUAGACAAGGUGGGACGGCGACCGUUGCUUCUGAGCAGCGUUGGAGGAAUGAUUAUCUCAUUGUUGGGUCUCGGGUUCGGGUUAAGGAUUGUGGACACUCACCCGAAUGAGAAGAUAGUGUGGGCCAUGGCGUUGUGUAUAACGACGGUGUUGUCUAACGUGGCUUUCUUUUCGAUUGGGUUGGGCCCCGUUACGUGGGUGUACAACUCGGAGAUAUUCCCGUUGAGGCUGAGGGCGCAGGGGGCGAGCAUUGGGGUGGCGGCGAAUCUGGUGACGGGAGGAAUUAUAUCCAUGACCUUCAUAUCUCUCUACAAUGCCAUCACCAUCAGUGGUAGCUUCUUCUUGUUCGCCGGAAUAGCAAUUGUGGCAUGGAUCUUCUUCUUUACAUUCCUGCCGGAGACCCAAGGGAAGACCUUGGAAGAGAUGGAGGGGCUGUUUGGCAAGUUUGACUGGAGGGACUCUAUCAACAGCAAAGUUAACAGCCAAGGCAAACAAGCCACAGCUACCACUAAUGGUGAUGUUCAGUUAGGCACAAAAGGGGGGUCUUAG